AUGACGGAACCAACGUACGCCACUGCCGGAUAUAUCGUCCCGCCUCCACCUUGCGAGGGCUUUUUGUGCUAUUAUGAAUCUGGACAAGACUACUUUGCUUCGUCCGUCUUUUGGAAGCUGAUCAUCUCACUGUCGAUAAUCUCCGGCAUCAUCCUAAUAAUUUGCAUCGUCAUGAUCGUUACGAAUUGCAAGCGGAAAAGCAAACCAACGAAGGUGGAGGUCGAAAUUACGGAGCGUACCGUUCGGCGCCAUAAGCCGCGUGCA
Mesorhabditis spiculigera is the source of this 264-nucleotide messenger RNA. The record is from the annotation of a GenBank genome assembly. NCBI's taxonomy places the organism in Eukaryota, Metazoa, Nematoda, Chromadorea, Rhabditida, Rhabditidae.